CAGCUGUCGUCUCCACCUCCACCACCCCAGCAGUCGCCUCCACCUCCACCACCCCAGCUGUCAUCUCCACCUCCACCACCCCAGCUGUCAUCUCCACCUCCACCACCCCAGCAGUCGCCUCCACCUCCAUCUCUGCAUCAGAAGCCAUGAUGAAGCUGCUGCAGUUGACAGCUGUGUUGUUUGGGGUUGUCGUCAUCACAGGAGCAGAUCCUUCACCCGACACACAGCUCCCACCGACGCCGGUGUGUCCUCCCAGGGACUCUCCCGGCUUCUUCUGCAGGGAAAAAUGUGUAGAGAACGCGGACUGUGGGCCCAACCUGUUCUGCUGUGAGGUGCGCUGUGGCAAGAUGUGCAUGACCAGAUACCAGCACACUCAGUCGCCCACCUGCCCGCCCCCUAACCCGUUGAUCAGAUGUUUCGCCUUCGUCCAUAGCUGCAACAACGACCAGGAGUGCAAGAAGAUUGGCCCUCAUGGCCACUGCUGUUUGGAACCUGCGUGUGGCAGGCAUUGUGAUGACACUUCAACACAACACUAAUUGCCUCAGUGUUCCACAACUUGCCACUAUAACGCAAGAGAAAAACUGCCCGAACCCAAAUUGGUUUGGAAUAGUCUGCAAGCAGGUUAUUAACCAGUGUAGAUCAUCUCUAGCCGCCAGUGGUGGUGGAGGGCAAGGGCCGCCGGUGUUGUUGUGUGGCAGGCUGAGGCAGGCUGCGGUCUGGAGUGUGUGAACUAGCCUGUAGCAGCAGGUGAAGAGCAGGCUGCAGGCUGGUCUGGAUGAAAGCCAACUGAUGCCCUUAAAAACAGCGCAACACUUCACACCUUCAUUGUCGAACUCACAACACAUGAAUUCUCAAUGAGCCGAAUGUGAUGUAUUAUAUUAAAUAUUAGUGUUACUUUCAGCCAGGUCUCAUAACUUUAUUCACUAUAAUCUUUAUAUUUUAUUUUAUUUAACAUAAAACAUUAUAAGUUAUAUAUAUAGCUAACCCUAUAUAGGUAAGUUAUCUAAGUAAAUUAGUUUCUUAUAUCUGAAAAGUAUGCACAUUUUUGACACUUCAUUGUAAUAAAGAAAAAAAAUAUAAUACAAAACCUACUGAAGACGAUGAAUUAUAUUAAAUUUAUGUAGGUAAGUUUUUGGAGAAAAGAUAUUCUAGUGAAGAAAUAUACUUAUUGGUACGAAACAAACCAAAACUCGACUUGACCAUUAACGAUCAAAAUAUACGAAUGCCAAUAUCUACAUAUGGAAACUUACCCUCAAUACUUGCUUGUACAAUAAUUUUCUUAAGUUAUGAGUGCUGAAUCUUGUGUUGACAAAUGUUGUUGCACUGAACUUAUGGCGCAUAAGCAAGAGAUUGGUGGUGGUUUAAUAGUUGCCAAAAAGAAAAGUUAUAGAAUGAGAUUUAGGCUCCACUUGUCAGCAUAAGUGUGUCAUGAAGGCUUGUGGAAAUUUCAUAUCAAGUUAAGUGUCCCUCCUCUCGAUCAAUGCACCAACCACCAAUCUCAUGUUAUUAUUGUUGUGUGUGUAAUUGCUGCUCUGGCCAUAACCCACUGUUAUUGUGUUGUAUGGGUUUAACGCCAGAGAGGAUUUCUCAUGUACCGAGGGCUAAGGGAUAAUUCAAAGUGUUCACCUCCUUCUGAGGUGGUAGGCCUGCCUAUAGUAUUUUGUUUGAAAGUCAUACUCCUUCCUAUAUGGAGUCUUGUCCAUAAUAUAAAGGAAGAUAGUUAUUGCACCAGGCUUUGUAAUGGGGAGGUCUGUGGUGAAAUAAAAUAAUAGAAGAUA
This is a messenger RNA of Procambarus clarkii (red swamp crayfish), 1778 nucleotides long. Lineage: Eukaryota; Metazoa; Arthropoda; Malacostraca; Decapoda; Cambaridae. The record is from RefSeq and is a predicted model, not a curated record.